UUUUUCAAUUUUAUAUAGAAAGCUUUGUAACCGAUAGAAAAAUAUUUAAACAGACUAUGGUUAACCAAUUGACGUACUUUCAUAGUUUGAUUGAAAAAUAGUUAUCGAAAAAGUGAAUUAAAUACCAAUAAACUACUGCAAUGCAAAGUGAAAUAAAUUUUUAAACAAUUUAAAUACUAAAAUAGCUCCACUGGACCCACUAUAGCACUAUAGCUUAAAUGAUUAUGCAUGGUACCUGGUACAAGGGACCUCAGUUGGCGCAUCAUCCUCACACGCAUCCGCACGGCAGCAGUCACAGUGACUACCAUCAGUUCCGCUCGUAUCCCUCGUUUGUAGUGACCCCCUACCAUGAUGGUCUUGUCCAGGGCCCGGCCACGCCCACUCCCUGUCCGGCCCCUGCCUCUGUACCAACGCCAACGUCCUGCAACGGUCCGGUUCCAGUCUCGCUCUGUCCAAGUGGCGGCGAGGGAUCGCCAAUAAUCGUUGAAGGCACUUUUGCCGCUGCAGCCGCCGCCGCUGCUGCAGCCGCUGCUGCUGCUGCCGCUUCCGUCGCCUCCGUUGGAGGACCAGGCGCCACGCCCUUGCUGUCCAGUCCGCCCAUUAAGAUCGAGCAGGUCUUUGGCGAGCCGUCUGCCCUGGGAUCCGUUGUCGAGGACUACUCCUUAAGCCUUGACUGUUCGGUGGAGCACACAUUUCGGAAGCCCCACAACAACAGCAACAAUAAUAACAACAGUUACUCCUGGUCCGCCAGCAGCAACAACACCAACGACAACGGUCAGCAAAGUGAGGUCGGGGGUAAUAACAACAACAACAACAAUCAUUCGACGACAUCACCCACUCCGACCAUCGAGGGCAGCGCCACCCAAGCGACUUCAGUGUCCGCAAUUAAUUUGAAUCAAACCCAACCCGCAUCACAGACGCGUCCAAACUUUGGCAGCUCCAUAAAGUCACCACCGUCCGAGCAGGACGCGGUCACAGCCACCUCGUGCAAAAGUCAGGAGAGCAGCUCCUGUCCGAAUCCCCAUACGAGCGCCCACCACACCACCACCGACGCCAAUCAAGACCCCAAUUCCAGCUCGUCAGCCGCCGGUGUGGCCGCUGCUGCCGCCGCUGCUGCUUCUGCCGCUGCUGUCUCUGCCACAGCCACUAGCAACAUGCCGAUCGGCGGUGUCCAGGGCCAGAAUCCCACUCAGGGACUGGUGCACUGGAUGAGCGCUGUGAUGGCCGAGCACAUGACCGGUCAGACGCACCACGAUCCCAGUGCCGCGGUGGGAAUGCACUAUAUGUGGAACGGCAACGUUGAUCAUGCCAAAGACAUUGGCGAUUACAAUCUUUGGCCGCCAACGCCGCGCAGUCAUCAACAUGCCAGCGAACAUCAUCCCAUGUCCCUGAAACAGGAGUACGAGGCCAAAAUGAACGAUCACCACCACAGCAAUCUUCAGAAAGGUCACUUUCUGGAUGACAAUCGGCUGGAGCAUCAUGCGGUCUCGGGACAAGGUGGCCUGGGAGGACUGGGCGGAGCUGCCAAUGGAGGAGGUGGUGGGGCGUCUUCUGGCGCUGGGAAUCCCAGUCUUGGCGCCACAUCACACCAUGCCGCCGCCGCUGCCCAUCAUCACAGCUCGGCAGUGGCAGCUGCCUCCGCUGCAGCCCUGUUGGUUGUGCCCCAGCCGAUCAACGCCAGCAAAAUGGGCGGACCCGGCGGAGUCGCUUCCGUAGCCGGCGGACAUGCCACUGGCGGUGGCAGUGGACGCAAGUAUCAGUGCAAAAUGUGCCCCCAGAUCUUUAGUUCAAAGGCCGAUCUCCAGCUUCACACCCAGAUCCACAUGCGGGAGGCUAAGCCGUACAAGUGCACCCAGUGCUCCAAGGCUUUUGCCAACUCCUCAUAUCUAUCGCAGCACACGCGCAUUCACCUGGGAAUCAAACCGUACCGUUGCGAGAUCUGCCAGAGGAAGUUCACGCAGCUCUCGCACCUGCAGCAGCACAUCCGAACGCACACGGGGGACAAGCCGUACAAAUGUCGUCACCCCGGCUGUCAGAAGGCCUUCUCGCAGCUCUCGAACCUGCAGUCGCACUCGCGCUGCCACCAGACGGACAAGCCCUUUAAGUGCAACUCCUGCUACAAAUGUUUCUCGGACGAGCCCUCGCUGCUAGAGCACAUCCCGAAGCACAAGGAGUCCAAGCACCUGAAGACGCACAUCUGCCAGUACUGUGGCAAGUCCUACACCCAGGAGACCUACCUGACCAAGCACAUGCAGAAGCACGCGGAGCGCACGGACAAGCGGCCGCCGAUCGCGCCGGGUAGUGCAGCUGCUAUUGCAGCAGCAGCCGCUGCUUCAGCAGCGGCAUCUGGCUCUGCCACCGGCGGCUCUGGUAAUCCGCCACCUCCCGCCAACCCCGCCCAGCACCAGCGCAAUAGCCUGGGCCUGCCACCAGUCUCCAUUGCGCCCAGUGACAAUGGCUAUUGGCCAAAGGUGAGUCCCGAUUCGGCUGCCGCAGCCAAUGCCAUGGAGGUGAUGCACCAGCAGCAGCAACAGCAACAGCAGCAGCAACAACAGCAGCAGCAGCAACCCCACCAUCACCAUCCGCAGCAUGGUGUACCCCCCCAGCAGCAUGUCCCGCCCCAACAGCAGCAGCAACAGCAACAACAACAGCAACACCACCAUCCGCAGCAGCAGCCCCCACCUCAGCACGGCAUGGAGGCCCACUAUGCCCAGCCAUCGGCGCCCAACAGCGCGCAGAGCAAUGGACAUGGACCGGAGCUACAGUCCCACCACAGGAUGCCUGAUCCGGUUCGAGAGGAUAUAGUUUCGACACCAAGCACUGUGGGUCCCUACGACGCCGCAUCCAUAACAAAAACUAGCAGCAACUCGGCCUUCACACCGAUCAACUCCAUGCCGCCGCACUUGAACUCGCUGAGCCACCACCCGAUGGCACAGCGUCCUUAUCUCUACGAUGCCAUCAGCUUUCCGAACAAGAACGUGAACCAGAACAACGCCAAUGCUUUUCCCAACCAGCUGAUCUCGCUCCACCAGAUCCGGAACUACGCCCACCAGCCGGCGGGUCUGAUGGCGGGGGAGCACCUGUUGGGCGUCAGUGUGGGUCCCGGGAAGGACAAAGGAUAGCUAGGGUCCUACUUCUAAGUUGUCGGUCAACUUGUUAUUUAUCCAAGCGGAGUCGAGGCGUGCAUCCUGUACAGUAUUACUUUUGUAGUUAGUCGUAGCCCCCGAGGGGGGGCAGUGGGUAUUUUUGUAGGUCUCGUUUCGGUUUAGUUAAUGAGUUCCAUCGCACUCAAUAAGCAAACUGUAAAUGGCUAACGAUACGUAUUCUAUUUUGACCAACACCGUCCAUGCUUAUGUUAAUGCUAGCUCCUGGAAACAGAAUUUCAGUAGUGUUUGUGACAAGGAUUGCUUGACAAGUAAUCCUCAAUUAUCCUGAACCUCUAUUCGGUCUAUUGCAUAGUGUAAAUACUUAUAAUUAAAAUGUAUUUAUUUUCGGUGCACAAACGGAUCUCGCAGUCGUGAAGCAAUAGCAAAGUUCAAAAGAGCUGCAAACUUAAAAAUUUAUAUCUGUACAUAGGUAUAUAUACAUCAACCUAAAAUAACUAACCGGAAAACGUAAUUUACACUCAAUUUUCCACAUUUAUAGUUGUUUAAAUGUAUCGUAUUAAAUACAGACACUUCUGUAAGAAGCAUAAAUGUUAGAAGAAACUAUGCGACGGAAAACAAAACUAUUUUGAAAAAAAAAAUUUCUUAAUGUUAGCAGUUGGUAAACAGAACGAUGAUAAAUGAACAAACAAAGCCGCGAUCAGAGAUGGUGUAUUACUUUUUGGAAAGACUGAAGUGAUUCAAAAUUAACGAAAAAUAAAACACUAUACGAGCAAGAUAUAAAAAUGAUUAAAAUUUAACAUUUUAAAGAACGUUUUUAUCGCAGUUACUAAGCAAACUGAAUGUGUCCUAUAAAAUUUCGUACUAAACGGCAGAAACUAAACCUAAACGUAAAUUCCAGUAUAACAACAUCAAAUGUAAUGUAUUAUUAAAUAAAGUAAUUUUAAUUUAAAUUUAAAUUUAAAUCUAAAAUAAAAUUAAAGUAAUCCAUAGAUAGUGUUUAACUCCAGAAUGCAAUCUCUAUGUAAAGACAAAACCGAACAAACAAAAUACCUACAGUUAAGUAAAGUAUAUAGCAAAAUGAACACUGAACUAGACACACAACACACACCACCCACACAUGCAUUAAAUAGAAACAAUUGGGGUAUUCUGAUAAUCGAGCUA
Drosophila bipectinata is the source of this 4268-nucleotide messenger RNA. It is a transcript of the gene rn, whose product is annotated as rotund. Gene Ontology annotation, molecular function: DNA-binding transcription factor activity, RNA polymerase II-specific; RNA polymerase II transcription regulatory region sequence-specific DNA binding. The record is from RefSeq and is a predicted model, not a curated record. Gene Ontology annotation, cellular component: nucleus. Lineage: Eukaryota; Metazoa; Arthropoda; Insecta; Diptera; Drosophilidae. Gene Ontology annotation, biological process: embryo development; regulation of transcription by RNA polymerase II.